UAGGCAUCUCUAUCUCUCUGAUGUCUCUAUUUACGUCUCAGGUCACUCUGCUGAUCGCCUUCAUCUGCGUGAGGAGCUCGCCGUGGACCAGCUACAGUGCCUACAGCUACUUCGAAGUGGUCACCAUUUGCAACUUGAUAAUGAUCCUCGCUUUUUACCUGGUCCACCUCUUCCGCCUCUACCGUGCACUCACCUGUAUCAGCUGGCCCCUGUCGGAACUUCUGCACUAUUUAAUCGGUACCCUGCUCCUCCUCAUCGCCUCCAUCGUGGCAGCCUCCAAGAGUUACAGCCAGAGUGGACUGGUAGCCGGAGCGAUCUUCGGUUUCAUAGCCAGCUUCCUCUGCUUGGCGAGCAUAUGGCUGUCCUACAAGAUCUCGUGUGUGACCCAGUCAACAGAGGUAACCGCCUGACGACACCGCAGCCCCUGGGCCCCGUGGGAGGCUCUGCAGAGCGCGUGGCCCAACAGAAGGAGGAUCAGGGGGCCAGUGACCCCAGGAAAGACCUCUGAACCUGUGUUCCUGUGCCAAAGUCCUGCUCAGGUUGUGGGCCUUCACCUUCCUCCUGAGCUCCGGACCUGGUCCGAGCCUCUGUCUCCAGUCUUCCUUGGAGAACAUUCCUCCCCAUCUGGGAAAGAAAAGCAGCCUCCAGGGAAAUCUGGUCUCUCCCUCCUGCUUUUAGAACCACCUCAGGGACUGAUGACCCCACUUAACAACAAGGGAGCGGUUUCUGAGUACUCCUGCAUAAAACUGCUUCUACUUCACAUUCCUCAGGGGAGCGAAGCUGUCUGAAGUCCUCUUAUAAAAACAAAGCCGCCACCUAAUUUAUCUAGCCUGGAAUUCUGGUCUUGAAGAUGCCCUCUUCCUUAAAGUGAGGCAUGCCUGUAGAAGCGCUAUGUGGUCAGCCUGUCCCCAAAAGGGAAACCUCAUGUCUCCUUUGCCUGUGUCUGCCUCCGUUACCAUUGUGUAUGUGUUUAUGUGUUUUUAAAUAAAAUAUUGACUUGGCC
Molecule: messenger RNA, 1003 nt
Organism: Ceratotherium simum simum (southern white rhinoceros)
Lineage: Eukaryota; Metazoa; Chordata; Mammalia; Perissodactyla; Rhinocerotidae
Source: RefSeq, a predicted model, not a curated record